CGUGACGUGACAGAGCAAAAGUGCAUUCGCACUUCGCAGUUUUGUUGUGCACUUUCUUGUACAGAAGGGCGAUAAGUGUUAUUUAUUUUAAUUUCCUAAUUUAAUGAAACUGAGCGCUUUGUUAGUGAUAGCUGAUAGAAAGUUUUGAAUUGUGGAUUCUGGAAAAGUAUGAUGAAACUAAUCCGCUUCAAGCGCAAAAGGAAACAACUCUAAUUGGGUGACCAAAUCUAAUUAGCCAAAGAAGGAGUGUGCUGCUGGCUGGUUACAAUCGAUCGGUUUGCAGUUACUCAAUUUUGCUAGAGGAUUCAUUUUACGACACGUUACGGCGAUGUUGAGUGAUUACUCGAUGGUUUCUUCGGAUGGGGACGAAUCCAGCAGCUACGCCGAAAACACCGAGGACGACACGGAGGAAGAUGUGUUCUUCCAGCUGAGCGGAGUGGGCGUGGAGGACAGCGGAGGAAACCGCGGAAAACUGGUUACGAUCAAUCAGUACGCGCAGGAUGUGGUGGAUUUCAGUUCCCAGUACGGGAGCGAUACGAGCAUUUCGUAUACGGCCUACAAUGUGACGGGGAAACCGUCCAAGUACCCGGACUAUGGGGACUUUCCAGAAACGUUUGCUUUCCGCACUUAUGGUCCCUGGUGGAAGCUGGCCCCAUCGGCGCAGCAAGAAUUUAGUCCACAGAACUUCUCCGACGCGCCGCCACCCGUGGAUGACUACAUCCUGCUUCGCUUCGAGGAACCCGUCUACCCGGAAACGAUCGAAGUAUUCGAGACUUACAACCCGGGAGGAAUUAUCCGCAUUUGGGCGUACGCCGAGGAAUGGAUCUGCCUGUGGGACAUUUCCGAAGCGGAUCAGAGUUGCAUGCUGAUCGAGCGAAAUAAGGCUCGAGUGUUUGCCCCUCGCUUGAGGCACUGCACGGAACCAACCCGGUACAUCCGGAUGGAGUUCAAUCAUGCCCACCUACAGUACUCUACCCAGCUGGACGCAGUCCUUCUGGUCGGACAGAAGUUUGUGCCCUGUGGUGGUCUCAGAGGGAAGCAUCCGUUAAGUCCGCUGAUCGAGAAGGGUCCCAUCCAGAAGAAGCUGGAGCUGGAGAAGUUCCGCCCGGUUGCGACUGCAAAUCGGGAGGAGAUUCUUCAGGAGUUCCUUCGGAACGGAUUGGACGAGUUUGUUCAAGGGCUAAGUCAGAGGCAAUCGUCCAACGAGGAAGACCCGGAUGAAUCUCAUCCAGAGGAAAGUGACAGUCGAAGCGAGACACCAAGUGCCGACACGAAUCCCACCGUCCCGGAAUUGACCCUAGACAGGCUACCCUACGAAGUCCUGUUCAAGGUGAUGUCCUUCCUGGAUCUCAAAUCGCUCUACCGGUGCGGGAGGGUUUGUCGUACUUUUAACCAGAUUGUGGCAGUUAAUUCCCUGCUCUAUGCGGAGGUCAACCUCAAACCGUACUGGAAUUGCGUUUCGACGGCGCUGCUCAGCUCGCUGAUGAAGAGAUGUGCCUACACCAAGAAGCUGGACCUGUCGUGGUGCGGCUCGUUCAACAAACUCACCGCCACCGAUUUUAAAGACUUCCUGUCCGUUUGCGGCAGCAACCUAACCCACCUCCGACUGAACUCGUGCAAGUUCCUCACCACCGGCAGCUGCCUGGAAUCCAUCGGGUCGCACUGUUUCGAAAACCUCCGAGAGCUCACUCUCCAAAAUUACCACCCCGAGCAGGAGGACUUUUCCGGCCUGUACUACUUCCGCAAUCUGGAACGCCUGGAUCUGAACCGGACCACCAUCAACACUCAAUCGCUGCUGAUAGUCCUGGCCCGGAACGAGCACCUGCGCCAUCUGAACUUGGCCUUCUGCUCCAUGGACGUUAACAUGGACGACAUCGCCCUGCAGAUCUCAAAAUACAACCGGAAGCUGAUCUCGUUGGACAUGUGGAAGUCCCACUCGCUGACCUCCCUUGGCCUGGAAGCGCUCAGCAAGUGCACCCUGCUGGAGGAAGUCGACUUUGGGUGGUGCCUCCGGGAGGAACCCUCUCCGGGCGAAUCGGUCCGUUUGCUGGUCAAAGCUUGUCCACGUCUGAGGAAGCUUUUCAUGGCGGCGAUCCGGGGCCUAACGGAUCGGGACCUGGAAGUAAUCGCGUCCAGCUGCGAGAACCUGGAACAGUUGGAUCUGAUGGGCAUCAUGGGCAUCUCGACGGAGAUGUGCUACCGGAUUCUGUGCCGCUGUCCGAAGUUGAAACUGCUGGAUGUGAGCUUCUGUGAUAAUUUGGACAAUCUGCAGAUUGCGCUGUGGCGGGAUUGUUUUGACGUGGCCAUUAAGCGGAGCUUCGUGGACUUUGGGGCGCCACGUGGGUCGGAGUUUUGAGACGUUUUGAAGUGUGCUGUAGAGGCAGAGUUAGCAUUCCUUUAGAUUUCUGUUUCAUUUUGUGUUCUAUGAAAGAGAUUUUAGUUUUACGGUAAAGAGAAAAAAAUGUUGUGAUCCCUAGGAAUGAAAUAUUUUAGAAUAUGAGAAAAAUUCUAAGACGGAUAGUAAGUAUUUUAUCUAACUAUAUUUAUGAGACUAACUUAUGUCAAUGGCGAAGAGAUCUGGCCAAAAGAGAGGUUAUUAAUUAAACAUAUUAGGAAUA
Messenger RNA from Aedes albopictus (Asian tiger mosquito), 2618 nucleotides. It is a transcript of the gene Fbxl4, whose product is annotated as F-box/LRR-repeat protein 4. The coding region runs from base 329 to 2356 and encodes 675 amino acids. Gene Ontology annotation, molecular function: protein binding. Gene Ontology annotation, biological process: SCF-dependent proteasomal ubiquitin-dependent protein catabolic process. The record is from RefSeq and is a predicted model, not a curated record. Lineage: Eukaryota; Metazoa; Arthropoda; Insecta; Diptera; Culicidae. The transcript is spliced from 3 exons. Gene Ontology annotation, cellular component: SCF ubiquitin ligase complex.